Molecule: messenger RNA, 501 nt
Organism: Heterobilharzia americana
Lineage: Eukaryota; Metazoa; Platyhelminthes; Trematoda; Strigeidida; Schistosomatidae
Source: the annotation of a GenBank genome assembly
AUGGCAUGUUUAGCGAAUCCAAUCGAGGAGAAGCUAGUCAAAAGUCCACUUGUCUUGAUUUUCCCAGAUGUCAACUCACUGGUGAUUCUUCGAAAAGCAUUCAAUGAUCCUUUAUACUAUCAAAGUGAUGGCGACUACUUGACAGGAGUGUGGAAACUUGGUAAUUCUUGUGAAGCUUCACUAUUGGCUCGGCUAAUUACUUUCUUGAAAUAUGCUGAUCCCAACAGUGGGUUAUUUAAAUCAUCUAGCAUGAAAUCCUUUGGAAUUUCAAGAACACUUAGUCAAAUACCAUGUGACGAACUAUGGGAGAAGAGUGUACAGGCUUUCUUUCAAGCUUACGAUGCUCUCAAAAAGCAUAUAGUUUUGAAUAAACUGAAAGAGUCUCGAUGGACACGUGAUAAAUGUGAGAUGUACCCACGUCUAUGGGAGGAUUAUGGCGUUGAUAGUCGCUCGAAAGAAGCUCUGAUCAAUGGGUUUGUGAAAUCGGCUGGAAUUCCGUAA